Messenger RNA from Jatropha curcas, 828 nucleotides. Lineage: Eukaryota; Viridiplantae; Streptophyta; Magnoliopsida; Malpighiales; Euphorbiaceae. The record is from RefSeq and is a predicted model, not a curated record.
AUGGCGUUGGCUUCCAAAAACAAACUCUCUUUUAUAGAUGGUUCAAUCAUAGUCCCAGCAAAAACAGACCCAAUGCACUCAACUUGGGAGAGAUGCAACACUAUGGUGUUAUCUUGGAUUACUAAAUUACUUUCACCUUCAAUUGCUCAGAGUGUUUUGUGGAUAGACAUCGCUGCUGAUGUUUGGAAUGAUUUGCAAGAUCGUUUUUCUCAAGCCUGUAAUUGUGGUGCAAUUUUGACUUUUAAGAGCUAUAUGCAAGCAGAUUACGUAGUUAGGUUUUUGAAGGGACUCAAUGAGAAUUUUUCAAAUGUCAAAACUCAGAUCAUUUUAAUUGAACCCUUGCCUUCAAUUAACAAGGUUUUCUCCUUAGUAAUACAACAAGAAUGGCAGAUCGCAGGGUCUGUGGAGCCCAAAGUUCUUGUUAAUCGAGUAAUGAGAAAUUAUAACAACCUUGGGAACACAAAAUCUGAGUUUCCAAAGGAACAGGCAGAGGACAAUACAAUUCCUUUAGAGGAAGAGUUUUUCAUAGCAAUACUAGUGUUAAAAGUUUGUUCUUAUUGUGGAAGGGAAAGGCACGCCAUUGAAACUUGUUAUAGAAAGCAUGGCUUUCCACCAGGAUUUAAGUUUAAGAAUCCUAAUUUUUCUAUUGCAAGUGCCAAUGCUGUUUCUGUAGAAAAGGUUGAAAAAUCAAAUAACUUUGGUUUGCAGCCCUCUUUUCAUACGCAAAACUAUCAUGAAGCUAUGCUUUUCACCCCUGAGCAACACCAGAAACUCCUAUCUUUGAUUCAAGAUCAAUCUAUGUCUAACAGCUCCGACCACUGCAAAUGA